UAAUGGGGAAUAUUAAAUCAAGUUCUCGCGAUCCGAUCAACACAAUGAGCCGACCGUUGUAAAUUACAUUUAGAACGUUCUUAAAACCACCAGCUAACACAGAUGGAUAGCUACUUCCAGUCUCGACUCGUAGAGGAUGAGGACCCCACCCUCGGACCUGACCGACGCUACUACCACCUGGGGACGUCCAUGACGGACUUCGGCGUGCGCCCAACCCCUGGGCCCUAUUCUGUCAAUGGUCUCCUUGCCCCGUCACAGCCUACCAACAAUCACCACCCCAACACUCCACCCAGGGAAAACACCAUCCAUCCAAGCCAUCCGACUAAUGGUUUCGACGAUAGAUAUUUAGGUUUCACUCCAAACUCAAGUUCCUCCUCCUCGGCCAAAGAAGACAACGAACCAAGGCUUAAUAACUUCGAUAUAUUCAACCCAGAGUCUAAAGUCAAUUUUGAUGCGAGCACUGUUCAUGGACAAGCUAGACGCAAACAACGACGCUACCGCACUACUUUCACCAGUUUCCAACUUGAGGAACUUGAAAAGGCUUUCCAAAGGACACAUUACCCGGAUGUAUUCUUCCGCGAAGAGCUAGCACUGAAAAUAGACCUGACAGAAGCGCGUGUUCAGGUGUGGUUCCAGAACAGACGAGCUAAAUGGCGGAAACAGCAGAAACAGCAGGGCAAGGAGCCAGAGUCAUCACAAGUGCUUCCACCAAAUUCCAAGAUCCACCGGAACUGUCCGUCCAAUGGCCUCCAAAACACCAGCGUCCCCCCAAUCACUGGAGUUCCUCUUCCCAGCAUGUAUUUCCAUGGCAACCUGAGUGUUGAUUGGACUCCCCCCUUCAGUACAUCAGUCAGCCAAACAUCAUUGUCAUCUUUCUUCGCCAACGCCGGAAAGUGCCCCAGUAGACCCGUGCAAUCGGAUGGACGGGAGUUUACUGGACACGACACACUGAACCACAAUGGAGUGCAUCUGGACAGUGGCAAGUGUAUGGGCGAGGCCAAUCCUAGGUCCUCAAGCAUCGAACAGCUUCGCCUGAAGGCCAAGGAACAUUCCCAGGCUCUUGCUAUUGCCCAGUGAAGAUUCCGUCAAAGCACCCUGUACCGUUCUCUGUGUACAUGGGUUGUCUAUAAAUCUAUAUAAAAUAAUUUGCUAUAUGGCCAAAAGCAAACAUUCAGUUGACGUAUACGUACCUCGCCUCAUAUAUUAGCUCUACCAGUUGUCUCUAACUUGUUAACUUAUGACACCAACGCGAUAGUUACUCAUAAACACAUGCUUAAGAUGUGGUCUGAAUCGUACAAAGGUUUUAAUUUGCUAAUGGAAAGGGUUUUGUCGCUUUUAUUUACGUAAUGUCUUUCGGCAUGAUACCUCACAUAUUUAGCUUUACUCCAUUCAUAAUCUGAAACGUGCAUGCUACAUUUACCCACGUGUAGUAAGUGAUGUGAUAUAUGCUAAAUGCGGGUCUAGGCUAGAGUAAACUAGCAGUCCCAGUACAUUUGAUUUAAGUUUGACUGCUGGUUCAAUUUC
Messenger RNA from Haliotis rufescens (red abalone), 1524 nucleotides. Its product is annotated as retinal homeobox protein Rx3-like. The record is from RefSeq and is a predicted model, not a curated record. Gene Ontology annotation, molecular function: DNA-binding transcription factor activity, RNA polymerase II-specific; RNA polymerase II transcription regulatory region sequence-specific DNA binding. NCBI's taxonomy places the organism in Eukaryota, Metazoa, Mollusca, Gastropoda, Lepetellida, Haliotidae. Gene Ontology annotation, biological process: regulation of transcription by RNA polymerase II. The coding region runs from base 103 to 1077 and encodes 324 amino acids. The transcript has 6 exons.